Papaver somniferum (opium poppy) is the source of this 2042-nucleotide messenger RNA. Its product is annotated as protein SUPPRESSOR OF GENE SILENCING 3 homolog. Gene Ontology annotation, biological process: defense response to virus; regulatory ncRNA-mediated gene silencing. The coding region runs from base 1 to 1869 and encodes 622 amino acids. The record is from RefSeq and is a predicted model, not a curated record. Lineage: Eukaryota; Viridiplantae; Streptophyta; Magnoliopsida; Ranunculales; Papaveraceae. The transcript is spliced from 5 exons.
AUGAGUCAGAAAAGAGGGGGUGGCAGGCCAUAUUUUCCUGGUAGUACUAGUUCACUUGCAAAAGGGAAAAGCUCUGGAGGUUCAGGCUAUGGUAAUAAUAAGAAGGCUGAAGUUGUUCAUCUGGGUUCUAAUUUUGCAGAGCUAAGCCUUGAUUCUGGUAAUGAUACUAAGUGGGAGGUAGUGUCUCGCAACAAGAAUCGAGGCGGGGCAGGUGCACCAAAACAAGGGCGUCCCCAGAAUUAUGCUUCUACAUCCAGGGGCCCAGGAAAGGCUACAGUAGGUGCCUGGCAGGAUAGAAGACAAGGUGGAAGAGGAAUUAUAGAAAGACAAUCUCUCAGUACAGGGAGGGAGAACCAGUACAUGGCACCACCAGCCAAUAUUCCUCCCCCUCUACCACAGGGUUGCCAGCAGGGUGCAGGAGAUGUCCAAGUCCAACCUAAUGUGGUUGGGAAAGCGAAAGAUGAUAUUGACUCUGAGGAUGAUCAAGACAUGAACGAAUACAGCGAUGAAGACAUCUUUUCUGAUGGUUCAAAUCCAGAUGAAAGCCAGAAGAGCCAUGAGAGCCGCAAAAAGAACAAGUUGUUUAAGAAGUUCUUCGACAUCUUAGAUAAACUUAGCCUUGAGGAAACAAAUUCAUCUAUGCGGCGGUGGCACUGUCCAGCAUGCCAAAAUGGACCAGGAGAAAUUGAUUGGUUCUAUGGAUUGCAACCACUAAUGGCUCAUGCUAAGACCAAGGUAUCAAAGAGGGCGAAGCUUCAUAGACAGUUUGCAGAACUCUUAGAUGAGGAGCUAAGCCGGAAAGGAACUUCUGUUGUACCAGUUGGUGAGGUAUAUGGUAAAUGGCAUGGUCUUCGUCAAUCAGUUCCUGAUAAAGAAAUUGUUUGGCCUCCCAUGGUUGUGGUUAUGAACACUUUUCUAGAUAAAGAAGAUGAGAAGUGGACUGGCAUGGGUAAUCAAGAGCUACUUGCUUUAUUUAGUGCAUAUAAUGCUGUAAAGGCUCAGCAAUCCUAUGGUCCGAAAGGGCACCGGGGGAUGGGUCUCCUCAUAUUUGAACGUACACUGACGGGCUAUGUUGAAGCUGUGAGACUCCACAGUCAUUUUAUUAAGGAAGGAAGAGACAGGGAUGCUUGGGAUCGUGGAGGAACUCUAUUCUUUGAAGGUGGAAAACGCAAAUUGUAUGGUUUCAUAGCAAGCAAGGAGGAUAUGGAUAGCUUCAACCGCCAUUCUACAGAUAAGUCAAAGCUGAAAUUUGAAAUGAGGUCAUACGAAGAGAUGGUAGUAAUCCCAUUGAAGCAAAUGGAUGAAGACAAUCAGCAGCUGAAAUGGCUUAUGACUAAGGACGCUAAGAAUCAAAGGAAUGCAAAGGCCAUGGAAGAAACAAUUGGGGUGUUGAGUGAGAGAUUACGAAAGACAGCGAAAGAUAACCGCAUUGUGCGAGAAAGAACAUUAUUGCAAUAUGAACAAAACAAGGAAGAGAUGGAUCAACAAGAACAAUUUUUCAAGGCUCAAAUAGAGAUGAUUCGUCAAGAGUUGGUGGAGAAAGACAGAGUUUUUCAAGAAGAGCAGGCAGAAUGCAGGAAAAUGCAGUUUAAUGUUAUAGAUUCCGGAAAUACCAUAAACCUUAAAAUCAGGGACAAGGAGUUUGAGAAAUUUAUCGAGUCUCAGUCAAAAGGCAUAGAGUUAUUCGAAGCAGAAAAAGAAAGCUUAUUCCAACUGCAUGGAGAGAAGAAAGCAGACCUGAAACGUAAGCAUUUGCAAGAAGCCAAUGACCUGAAAUGUAAGCAUUUGCAUGAAGACGUUGACCUGGAGAAAGAGUUGGAUACAUCGUUGACAGAACUCAUGAACCGGUUCAGUUCUCAAUCCUCUUAAGGAGGAUUCUAUUAUUGAUCAUGCUUGAAGGCAUAAAAUGUAGGGAGGGACAUGCAGGAACAUACGAUUUCCCCUUUUUUGGUCAUAGACUCCCCCUUCUCCUGCAUUUGUCUUUUAUAGUAAUAAAGUAUUAUACAAAGACUUUUAUAGGGAAAAUUCUUAGAGGUCAUAUA